AUGAAAGGGUUGAUCCUCAUCGGCGGCUUCGGCACGCGCCUGCGCCCGCUCACGCUCUCGACGCCGACGCCGCUCGUGGACUUUUGCAACAAGUCGCUCGUGCGCCACCAGAUUGAGGCGCUCGCGGCCGUCGGCGUCGACGAGGUCAUCCUCGCCAUCAACUACCAGCCCGCGACGAUGCUGCCGGCGCUCGCUGUCAUCUCACGGGACCUCGGCAUCAAGAUCACGUGCUCGCACGAGACCGAGCCGUUGGGCACGGCGGGGCCACUCGCGCUGGCCCGCGCGCACCUCGAGGUCGACGAGCCCUUCUUCGUCAUCAACAGUGACAUCAUGGCCGACUUUACCGCCUUGGCACAUGCGCUCGCGUUCCACCGCGCGCAUGGCGCCGAGGGCACGAUCUUGCUCACGCAGGUCGACGAGCCGAGCAACUAUGGCGUCGUUCUCACCGACUUGGACGGCUCGGGGCGCGUCGACCGCUUCAUCGAGAAGCCGCGCGAGUUUGUCGGCAACAUCAUCAACGCGGGCAUUUACAUUUUCGAGCGCGAGAUCCUCGACCGAAUCCAGCUACGACCGACGUCCAUGGAGACCGAGAUCUUUCCCCAAAUGGCCGCCGAAGGCAACCUCUUCUCGAUGCAUCUGCCGGGCUACUGGACCGACGUGGGCCAGCCCAAGGACUUUUUGACGGGCAUGUGCAAACACCUCGAGCACUUGCGAGCGACGAGCCCCCACCUGCUGACAACCGGCGCCAACUUUGUCGGCCACGUCCUCGUGGACCCGAGCGCGAGCAUCGGCGACGGCUGCUUGAUUGGGCCUGACGUGGUCAUUGGCGCGGGCUGUGUCGUCGAAGAGGGCGUCCGACUGAGCCAAACAACGCUGCUGCGGGACGUGACGGUGCGCUCCAAUUCGUGGAUCCACAACAGCAUCAUUGGCUGGGGCUCGACGAUCGGGCGCUGGUGUCGCCUCGAGGGCACGACGGUCCUCGGCGAAGACGUCCAGGUCAAGGACGAGCGCUUCAUCAACGGAGGCAUGGUGCUACCCCACCGCGCCAUCUCGACCAACAUCCCAGAACCCGGCACGAUCGUCAUGUAAUAGCUUUUAUAGGU
Messenger RNA from Saprolegnia parasitica CBS 223.65, 1103 nucleotides. RefSeq lists its product as hypothetical. Gene Ontology annotation, molecular function: GTP binding; mannose-1-phosphate guanylyltransferase (GTP) activity. Gene Ontology annotation, cellular component: cytoplasm. Gene Ontology annotation, biological process: GDP-mannose biosynthetic process; cell wall mannoprotein biosynthetic process. The transcript has 5 exons. The coding region runs from base 1 to 1089 and encodes 362 amino acids. Lineage: Eukaryota; Oomycota; Saprolegniomycetes; Saprolegniales; Saprolegniaceae. The record is from RefSeq and is a predicted model, not a curated record.